Mesorhabditis spiculigera is the source of this 1179-nucleotide messenger RNA. The record is from the annotation of a GenBank genome assembly. NCBI's taxonomy places the organism in Eukaryota, Metazoa, Nematoda, Chromadorea, Rhabditida, Rhabditidae.
AUGAUGUUCGACGAGAGCGCUAUCGUGUUGAUCCUCCCUAUCGUCUUCACAAUUUUUUUAUGCAUCGGCUCUGCGGUAGUAAUAUUAUUUUUAACGAUCCUGAUAUAUGGAUGGAGCUCGUUUAAAGACUCCCCAUUCUACGAAAUUGUGGUCUGCGUAACCGUAGUCGACUUGCUACACAUGUUGCUGCAAUGGUUCCAGACAUUUCCAAAAUUGAUGUUUCCGAAGAGCAGUUUCGCAAUAACUACAUGGCUCGAUCGAACCAUUAUUGGCCCAUACGGACCCGACACGACCGAUCAGGCACUUCACAUUUUUGUUUUUCUGAUUUCGUUGAACCGUUUCGCAGUAUUUGUCGUCCCAAAGCUGCUGAUCAUGUUCACCAGACGCACCAUGCCGUUGACGAUCAGUGCCUGCCUAAUUUUUCUUGGCGGACUAAUGUUCCUUCGCUCAAUGGGACCCAGAAGGCAGUUGACGAACGAUCCACGGGACCAACACCCUCCCGAUCAACCACCGCCACCUAUGGAGACCACAGCAAGACCGUUCAACAUUGUCGCUUUUCUGCCAACGGUCAUACAGUAUGGGAUGCCCUUGAUCAGUCUCGUCUUCUAUGUGCUUAUCUAUUUAGAACUGCGGCAGCAAAGACAAAAAACUACAACAACCAUAAAAAACCACGACAAGACCCUGCUGUUACAGGUGUUUAUCGAGUCCGUACUUCUCGAGAUGGUACGCGGAAUCGAUUUGAUACCACCGUUAAUGGACGGCUCACCGACAGCAACGUUGCUCGAUUCGGCCAAGUUUAUGGCGACAGUGUGCAGCCACGCCCUAAAUUCGAUCUUCUUCCUCGCCAUGAAUCAUACCGUACACACCGUUCUACGGUCCAUGCAGCCGUGCUUUAGUAGAACAUCAAAACUUCCGCUUUCAACGCUUAAGCAGGUGGCUAGGCCGUCGCAGCCUGGCUUUGGUAACUUCUCCAAUAUAAACGCUUUCAUCGCAAAUUUGGCGUCUUCGGUGACCUCGCCUGCAUGCGAGGGACAUAUCAGAGUCAAAGCUACGCAUGGCUGUCUGGCAAGCUUGCGUCCUUCGUCGGCCGAAGCAUGGCAGCCGAUGAGUAAUCGAACCCGUAGACGACACUCCGGAGCUGUGCCGUCAGUCGGAUUCGCAGUUUACCAAUUCUUCGAU